GGCGGCGCCAAGGAGGAGGAGGUAACAAAGCAGCAAGCAUCUGGUGAAGUCGGCGGCCGUGUCUAAGGGGAGCAGCGACGUGCGGAGCAACGAGGAGAGUGUGAGGCCGGCGGGGAGGAUAAAGCAUCGGAGAGGAAGAGGAUUAUGCAUGGGAUUUAUAUGUCAGUGUGUGUAGAGGGGGAGUUGAUGGAUUUGUUAGGAUUUGGAGAGUGAGAAAUGAAGAGUCUUCCACUCAGUAUGAAGAGAAAUUUGUUUGGAGAGUCAAAUUGAGAAUCAAACAGAGAGCCAAAAAUAAUUACACACUUUUGGAGAUGGUCUGAAACGGCACUUUUGAAAUGGCGCUUUAAUUCUCACUGUAAACGAUGAAUUCCUCGUUAAGCAAGCCGGGACUGAAGCCUCUGGAUCGCUCGCCUUUAUAAACUAGUGCGCCACCAAGAAGAGCCUUUAAUACAUAAUUGACACAGCGAAGAGCUCUCCAUCUCCUUCCUUGGCAGCAGGUAGUACAACACGGUGGUGGAAGAUGGCCUCGCCGGUUCGCCGCCCAGGGUCCGGCGAGGGAAUGGAUGCGCCGCCACCAACCGGGACAGGCGACGACUCGCCGGAGCCGACCAGGGACUGGUCGGAGCUGCCGCUGGACGCCCUCGCAUCGGUCUUCGUCAAGCUCGGCGCCAUCGAGAUCCUGAUGGGCGCUGGCCUCGUGUGCCGCUCCUGGCUCCACGCGGCCAAGCUGCCCGACUUGUGGCGAUCCGUGGACAUGGCGCGCCACAAGGUGGUGGACAACAUCGUCGACAUAUUCGGCGCCUCUCCUGUGGAUCCAAAGAUCAACCGUGUCGUCCUGCGCGCCAUGGCAAGGUUCGCCGUGGACCGCUCCCGUGGGCAGCUGGAGGUGUUCGUCGCCAAGCGGUUCGUUACCGAUCAACUCCUGGAGUACAUCGGCGACAGGUCGCCGGCUCUGAAGGCCGUCGGGCUCGUCUCGUGCGCCGGCGUCUCCAACGAAGGGUUCACGCAGCUGGUGGCGAGGUGCCCUCUGCUAGAGGACCUCAUGCUUGUGCUCUGCCCCAGGAUCGGCGGCCGCGACGUCUACGAGGCCACCGGCCGGGCAUGUCCGCAGCUCAGGCGCUUCAGGCUGCGCACGAGGGAGUUCUGCUUCGCCGCCGAUAGGUACUCCGACGGGGAAGCGCUCGGGGUUGCCGCGAUGCACGGGCUGCGGACCCUCGCGCUCUACGGGAGCGACGUCACCAACGACGAGCUCGCCGCCGUCCUCGACGGCUGCCCUCACCUGGAGAGUCUCGACCUGAGUGAGUACUUCAACAUCGUCGCCGACGACGCGCUGCGGGCGAGGUGCGCUGGGAUCAAGUCGCUGGUGCUUCCCCUUCGUCGCGAGGUUGAUGAUGAGUACGAGUACGAAACUCUCUGCUCCCGUGAUGUCGACUUCGGCGGCGACUCCGAUUGAGAGAUGUGAUCACUAUACUGCUGCUGCUGUUGCUGUGGUAUAGCGUCCGUGUGGUAUCUCAAAAUGUUUACCAAGUGUUCGCCCUGCUGCUCCUCUGCUCCUGCUCGCCCGCCCGGCUGCGCUGUGUUUUCUAUGUCCGAAUCUUCGUGGAUGCUUUGGUUGGAGGACAGGUGGUGCUUUCCGUUUCGCUUUAGUUUUUGGUCAUCUUUUGGUCUUGUGUGGCCUGCAUUUUUGCAUUUUGCGAAAGAGCAAAGAAGGAAAAGGAGAAGAUGGACGACUCUUUGUCUGAUUCUUCCGUCGGCGCUUGUUUCCGCUGAGCAACUGUGCGGCCGUACUCUCUCUGUUUUUAUUUACAUAUCAUAUUAGAUAUGUUCUAAAUCAAAGUUAGCCAACUC
Messenger RNA from Panicum virgatum (switchgrass), 1848 nucleotides. RefSeq names its product putative F-box/LRR-repeat protein 9. Gene Ontology annotation, molecular function: protein binding. The record is from RefSeq and is a predicted model, not a curated record. The coding region runs from base 521 to 1453 and encodes 310 amino acids. NCBI's taxonomy places the organism in Eukaryota, Viridiplantae, Streptophyta, Magnoliopsida, Poales, Poaceae. The transcript is spliced from 4 exons.